AGCUCUUUGGCUCAGAUGCACCGAGGCCUGUGCCUUCUUUGCCUGUGCCUAGGAUUUGGCAUGGCCUUCUCUGGCACCUUCAAGCGUUGCCGGGCGCUGCUGGAGGAGCACGGGGUGUCUGUCACGGAUCCCGUGGCAGAUUCGGACCCCAAGGGUGCCGCCUACGACGCCUACUCGCUUCAGGUGGGCGGCAAGCAAUGCGCCUACCGCACUGCGAAGAUCACUCCCACGAAGAAUGGGGCGUUUGUGACUUGUUGGAAGCGGCCGGACGGAGGCGCCAUUGUGCCGCUCACUGCAGAGGAUCUGCAUACUCUCCUUGUGGCUGUGGAGGAAGCCGGCAACUUCGGAAUGUUUGUGUUUCCUGCGCAGGACUUGCUGAGCAAAGGGAUCCUGUCCGGUGGCAAGAAGGGAAAGCUCUCCUUCAGAGUCUAUGCCCCAUGGGUGGUCACGGAGAGUGCUCAGGCAGCCGCGACUCAAGCCUGGCAGCGGACCUUCUUCGCACAGAAGGACUCGACAAGUGCGCUCCAAGUCUUCGAUUCUGUGGAGGGCCAGGCGAAGCGUGCCCGACACAACUGAGGCUGAGAGCGUUUUGACAGCUGCUGGCUUUGCGCUUGCUUUAGAUGACGCUUGGACCCAAGCAUCGCGAUGGCAUCGAUGGAAGCAGAACUGCACGCCUUAGAGUUUUCGGGGUUUGGUGGGGCUCUUGGUAAGACGCCCCACCUCUUGGGUGUUUAAUUCAUUGGUUAGAAGCACCUUUGAGCAGCAUGUUGGGAAGACGCAUCAGUGGGAAUGCCCUGCGCAGUUUCCUGAGGCAAGUCAGAC
This is a messenger RNA of Effrenium voratum, 822 nucleotides long. The record is from the annotation of a GenBank genome assembly. NCBI's taxonomy places the organism in Eukaryota, Dinophyceae, Suessiales, Symbiodiniaceae.